AUGAAGCUGAGUGCGGAGCUGCUAGGCGAGCUGGACUCGGCGCUAAACCCGCUCAAAGAGCGCGAGCUGGAUUUGCGCGGGCUCAAGAUUGCCGUGAUCGAGAAUCUCGGUGCGACGCGCGAUCAGAACGACUGCUUGGACUUGACCGAUAACGAGAUCAAGUUCCUCGGCAAUUUUCCGCGCCUGUCGCGCUUGGGUGCUCUGCUGCUCGCCAACAAUCUAGUGUCGCGCAUCGACCCGCGCUUGUACCAGCAGCUGCCGAACUUGCGCUCGCUGGUGCUGUCGAACAAUGCGGUGCACGAGUUUCGCCAGGUGGUGCCGCUGCGAAAAAUGCGGCGCCUCGAGUACCUAUCCUUGCUCGGCAAUCCCAUCGCACGUGAAAAACACUACCGCGAGUUUGUCCUAUGGCGCAUCCCCAGCGUGCGUGUACUCGACUACCAGCGCGUCUCGGAAAAAGAGCGCGCAUACGCGCGCACCUUGUUUGAAACGCCCGACGGCCGGCCCACCGAGCUUGCUGUGCACAUGUCCGGAACAUCCAGCGCGCCGCAUCCCAGCAAAGCACCGAGCGCCGCGCCGGGACGCUUGCUCACAGCCGAAGAGCGCGCGUCGAUUGCCGACGCAAUCGAACGCAGCACGAGUCUCGAAGAGGUGCGGCGGCUUGAGGAGCGCCUGAAACUUGGAUACCUGCCCCACGCAUAA
Malassezia vespertilionis is the source of this 699-nucleotide messenger RNA. It is a transcript of the gene LEA1, whose product is annotated as U2 snRNP complex subunit. Gene Ontology annotation, molecular function: U2 snRNA binding. The record is from RefSeq and is a predicted model, not a curated record. NCBI's taxonomy places the organism in Eukaryota, Fungi, Basidiomycota, Malasseziomycetes, Malasseziales, Malasseziaceae. Gene Ontology annotation, biological process: mRNA splicing, via spliceosome. Gene Ontology annotation, cellular component: U2 snRNP. Bases 1 to 699 code for a protein of 232 amino acids. The transcript has a single exon.